This is a messenger RNA of Prunus avium (sweet cherry), 1272 nucleotides long. The record is from RefSeq and is a predicted model, not a curated record. Lineage: Eukaryota; Viridiplantae; Streptophyta; Magnoliopsida; Rosales; Rosaceae.
AUGACUUUAAUAAUUCGAUGUGUAGAUGUGUCAAAUGCUCCCAUAAAGGUAGAAGAAUAUUUUUUAGAGUUCUUGAAAGUGGAUGAUACAUCUGGAUGUGGACUUUUUAAUGAGUUACAAGCUGUAUUAAAGUGUCUUAAACUUGAUAUUAAUAAUGUAAGGGGCCAAGGUUAUGAUAAUGGAGCUAACAUGAAGGGGAAAAACAAGGGUGUGCAAAUAAGGUUUCUAAAAAUAAAUCCUAGGGCAUUUUAUAUGCCAUGUGCUUGUCAUUCUCUUAAUUUAACAGUUUGUGAUAUGGCAAACUCUUGUGUUAAAGCUGUGUCAUUUUUUGGUGUUGUGCAACGUAUGUAUACUCUAUUUGCUAGUUCUACAAAGAGGUGGAAAAUUUUUCAAGAUCAUGUCCAUGGAUUAACUCUUAAACCAUUGUCAACAACAAGAUGGGAAAGUCAUAUUAAUAGUGUUAAAGCCAUAAUAACCCAAACUGAUGAUAUAAGAGAAGCACUAUUUGAAUUGUCUAGGGUUAGUGAAGAUGCAAAAACAAAGAGUGAAGCUGAAUCUUUAGCUACACAUGAACUUGAAAAUUUUGAAUUUUUGUUGGGCAUGAGUAUAUGGCAUAACAUUUUGAAAAAAAUUGACUUGGUUAGCCAAAAAUUGCAAUAUGGAGAUAUGCAAAUUGAUGUUGCAAUAAAACAUUUGAAGGGGCUGGUCUCUUAUUUUGUAGACUAUAGGGAACAUGGGUUCACAUUGGCCCUACUUUCUGCUAAAGAGAUUGCAUCAAAGAUGGAAAUUGACCCUGUAUUUCCUGAAAAACGUCAAAGUCGAAGAAAAAAACAAUUUGAUGAAAAUGACCAUAAAGAGACAUUUCAAUCUGCUGAAGAAUCUUUUAGGGUGAAUUAUUUUCUUGUUGUAGUUGAUGCUGCAAUUUCUUCUUUGAGGAGUAGAAAUCUUGAAGUUGCUUUAACACAUGAUAAUGAAUCUGAUAUUAAUGCUGAUGAUUUGUUUUCUGAAUUGGAAGUGUUACAAAUGUAUUUACCGAAAGAGACAAAGACAGCCAUUGAAGUUCUUGAUUUUGUAAAAGUUGUGGAUUGUUUUCCAAAUGUGCCAAUUGCUUAUAGAAUUAUACUGACUUUGCCAAAGAUCAAGAAUUUUUCAAUGAAGAUCAAGAAGAUCAAGAAUUUUGAAGAGGUUGUAGAUGAUGAAGUGGAAGUCAAAGGAGCUUUUUGUGUACAAUUGAGCCACUUGAGAACUAAGCCCUAUGGAAGAGCCACUUAA